Messenger RNA from Cavenderia fasciculata, 1395 nucleotides. Its product is annotated as putative ATP citrate synthase. The transcript has 3 exons. The record is from RefSeq and is a predicted model, not a curated record. Bases 1 to 1395 code for a protein of 464 amino acids. Gene Ontology annotation, biological process: tricarboxylic acid cycle; succinyl-CoA metabolic process. Gene Ontology annotation, molecular function: succinate-CoA ligase (ADP-forming) activity. Gene Ontology annotation, cellular component: succinate-CoA ligase complex. NCBI's taxonomy places the organism in Eukaryota, Evosea, Eumycetozoa, Acytosteliales, Cavenderiaceae.
AUGGCAAGAAAAAAGAUUAGAGAAUACAGUAGUAAAUCAUUGUUGAAACAACAUUUGGCAAGUCUUUGUAAUGAAAGACUCAACUUAAAGAUGGUACAAGUACAACAGGGAUCGUUGAGUCUUGUCGAGUUGAUGACUCUUCCAGCACACAGUUGGUUGCAAUCGACCAAGUUGGUUGUCAAGCCAGACAUGUUGUUUGGAAAACGUGGAAAAAAUAACCUUGUCCUUUUGAAUGCCACCGUUGUAGAGGCUGACCAAUUCAUCAAGGAACGUAUGGGCAAGUCAGUCACCAUCUCUGGCAAGACCGGUCCAGUCACUCAUUUCAUAGUCGAGCCAUUUGUUCCACACGCCGUCGAAUACUACUUGUCGGUCGUUGCCAAACGUGACGUCAAUACCAUCUCGUUUUCAAGUUGCGGUGGUAUGGAAAUUGAAGAGCUUUGGGAUAAGGUUAAAAGUGUCGAUAUUGCCUACGGAGACUCCAUCGAUACCGUCAAUCUACAUGAAAUCGUUGAUAAUACAAUUCAAAAUAGAGAAUAUAUUAUUGAUUUUAUUAAAAAUGUUUAUAAAAUUUUUGAAGAAUUGUCAUUCCAUUUUAUUGAAAUGAAUCCAUUUACAUUGGAUCAAGAUGGUAAACCAUUCCCAUUGGAUAUGAGAGGAGAGAUUGAUGAAUGCGCAUCAUUCAAAUGUGGUAACAAGUGGAUGGUUGAUGGUGACCCAAUCCAAUUCCCACAACCAUUUGGCAGAGAAUUAUUCCAAGAGGAAACUUUUAUAAAUGAUAUUGAUGAAAAGACUGGUGCUUCUUUAAAAUUAACUUUAUUAAAUCCAACUGGAAGAAUUUGGGCAAUGGUAGCAGGAGGAGGAGCAUCUGUGAUUUAUGCAGAUACAGUUGCUGAUUUGGGAUAUGGACAUGAAUUGGGUAACUAUGGUGAAUAUAGUGGAGAUCCAAAUGAAGAGGAUACCAACAAGUAUGCAUCUACCAUGUUGAGUCUUGCCACUCGUAAUCCAGAUGGUCGUCCAAGAGCCUUGUUGAUUGGAGGCGGUAUUGCCAACUUUACCGAUGUAGCAGUCACAUUUAAAGGAAUCAUCCAUGCCAUCAAACAAUAUAGUGAUGAGAUUGUAAGAUCAAAUUUACAUAUUUUCGUCAGAAGAGGUGGUCCCAAUUAUCAAUCUGGUUUACAACAUAUGCGUGAAAUUGGUCAUAAACUUCAAGUCCCAAUCAAAGUUUUCGGUCCUGAAGUCAAUAUGACCAGUAUCGUUUCAAUGGCCAUUCAACAUAUCAAUACUUCUCCAAAUAUUGAUCCCUCAACUGCUUUAAAAAAUCAUUCAAAUGGAAAUGGAAAUGGCAAUACUAAUGGUAAUGGUAGUUCAAAUGGUAAUAGUCCAAUUACUGUUUAA